AUGGCGAACCAAACACCCGCCGUUGUCAUGGACAACGGUACUGGCUACUCCAAGCUUGGUUUCGCCGGUAACGACUCCCCCUCGUUCGUGUUUCCAACCGCAAUUGCAACGAAGGCCGGUGCUGGAAGCGCUGCAAGCUCCGGCGCCCGCCCACCAGUCGCGAACAAGCCCUCGUUCCUAGGUAGUGGAAGUGGGGCUAGCUCCAACCUCUCUGCUAAGCGUGGCACGGAGGACCUGGAUUUCUUUAUCGGUGAUGAAGCUCUCGCUGCGGGUGCUGGCCCAGGAUAUGGUGUCAACUACCCUAUUCGCCAUGGACAGGUUGAGAACUGGGACCACAUGGAGCGAUUCUGGUCAAACUCGAUCUUCAAGUACUUGCGAGUCGAGCCUGAGGACCACUAUUUCCUACUCACCGAACCUCCCCUGAACCCUCCCGAGAACCGUGAAAACACCGCCGAGAUCAUGUUCGAGUCGUUCAAUUGCGCCGGUCUCUACAUCGCCGUUCAAGCCGUUCUUGCUCUUGCCGCGUCAUGGACAUCCUCCAAGGUGACAGACCGGUCCCUUACCGGAACUGUUAUCGACUCCGGUGAUGGUGUCACCCACGUUAUCCCUGUCGCUGAGGGCUACGUCAUCGGGUCCUCCAUCAAGAGUAUUCCUGUUGCCGGUCGAGACAUUACAUACUUCGUGCAGAGCUUGCUUCGUGACCGUGGCGAGCCAGACAGCAGCUUGAAGACAGCAGAGAAGGUCAAGGAGGAGUACUGUUAUGUCAGCCCCGAUAUCGUCAAGGAAUUCGCCCGCUACGACCGCGAGCCAGACCGCUUCCUGAAGCACACCGUCACUGCUCCCAACGGGCGGAGCGUCAACAUCGACAUUGGCUACGAACGUUUCCUCGCCCCGGAGAUCUUCUUCAACCCCGAAAUCUACUCGUCCGACUUCCUCACCCCGCUCCCCAAUGUCGUUGACGGCGUCAUUCAAUCCUCGCCCAUUGACGUCCGGAGAGGUCUUUAUAAGAACAUUGUCCUGUCUGGUGGUUCCACUCUGUAUAAGGACUUUGGCCGCCGUCUGCAGCGUGAUAUCCGCCAUCUGGUGGAUGCACGAAUUCGCGCCUCCGAGGCUCGCAGCGGCGGCGCACGCAGUGGUGGUCUUGAUGUUGCCGUUGUGACGCAUAAGCGCCAGCGCCACGGCCCCUGGUUCGGAGGUAGUCUGCUGGGCCAGACUCCUGAGUUCCGGAGCUACUGCCACACCAAGGCGGAGUACGACGAGAUUGGUCCCAGCAUUGUGCGGAGGUUCGCACUGCUUGGUGGCCCUGGAAGCUCGUAG
Molecule: messenger RNA, 1317 nt
Organism: Penicillium arizonense
Lineage: Eukaryota; Fungi; Ascomycota; Eurotiomycetes; Eurotiales; Aspergillaceae
Product: actin-related protein 3
Exons: 4
Coding region: 1-1317 (438 amino acids)
Biological process (GO): Arp2/3 complex-mediated actin nucleation
Cellular component (GO): Arp2/3 protein complex; actin cortical patch
Molecular function (GO): actin filament binding
Source: RefSeq, a predicted model, not a curated record